This is a messenger RNA of Colletotrichum higginsianum IMI 349063, 3603 nucleotides long. RefSeq names its product mutanase. Gene Ontology annotation, molecular function: phosphoric diester hydrolase activity; glucan endo-1,3-alpha-glucosidase activity. The transcript has 5 exons. Bases 1 to 3603 code for a protein of 1200 amino acids. Gene Ontology annotation, biological process: mating projection tip cell wall disassembly; lipid metabolic process. NCBI's taxonomy places the organism in Eukaryota, Fungi, Ascomycota, Sordariomycetes, Glomerellales, Glomerellaceae. The record is from RefSeq and is a predicted model, not a curated record.
AUGAGACUGCAACUGCUGCUUACCGCCCUUGUUGGCGCCUGUCGCGUUCAGGCUGCAGCAGUGUUCGCCCAUUUCAUGGUGGGAAACACGGCCGAGUACAGCGACGAUACUUGGCGAACGGACAUACGGCUUGCCAAGGAGGCGCACAUCGACGCUUUCGCGCUGAACAUGGCGCAUGGCGAGUCCGUGAACGAGGCGUCGCUCGAGAAGGCCUUCCGCGCUGCCGGGAACGAGGGCUUCAAGCUUUUCUUCUCCUUCGACUAUGCUGGCCGUGGACCGUGGCCCAAAGACACCGUCGUUGCUUACUUGAAGAAGUACGCAUCUAGGGCCGAGUACUUCAAGCACAGCGAUGGGAAACCCCUCGUGUCCACCUUUGAGGGCCCUGGGAAUGCCCAAGACUGGAUCGAUAUCAAGAAGCAGGUCAGCUGUUUCUUCAUCCCCGACUGGUCUUCCGAGGGCGCCGAGCCCGCCCUGGCGCUGGCGGGUGGCGUGGCCGACGGUCUCUUCAACUGGGCCGCUUGGCCAUGGGGCGCGCAGGACAUGGAUACCUACGUCGAUGCUUCUUACGUGCAUUACCUCAACAAGAAGCCCUACAUGAUGCCCGUCUCUCCGUGGUUCUACACCAACAUGCCUGGGUACAACAAGAACUGGAUGUGGCGCGGCGACGACAUGUGGCAUAACCGCUGGAUCCAAGUUGUGUAUAACCAGCCCGAAUACGUCCAGAUCAUCUCGUGGAACGACUACGGCGAGUCCCACCACAUCGGCCCUCUGUACGACCACGCCAUGGAGGCGUUCGAGGUCGGCAAGGCCCCGUUCAACUACGCCACCGGCAGGCCUCACGACGGAUGGCGCCUGACGCUACCCUUCUGGAUCGACUACUACAAGACCGGCAAGGCCACCGUUACGCAGGAGGGGCUCGUCACUUGGUAUCGCACGAGCCCGUCCGGCGCCUGCUCCAACGGUGGUACCGUCGGCAACACGGCGAGCCAGCUCCAGUUGGAGUUCCCCCCCGAGCAGAUCAUGCAGGACAAGCUCUUCUUCUCGGCCGUCCUCGCUGCCGAAGCCGAGGUGACGGUCACAGUCGGCGGCAAGGUCUUCUAUCCGACGUGGUCCUCGACCCCCGACGGCGGCGUCGGUGUCUACCACGGCAGCGUCGACGUCCGGGGCGUGACCGGAGACGUAAGCGCCCGGCUGUGGAGGCGCGGACGGGCCUUUGCGGAGAUCGCGGGUGCGGCCAUCAGCGCGGCGAGCUGUCACAACGGGCUCACCAACUGGAACCCCUGGGUCGGCAGCGCGACGUCUCGCGACCCCGUCUCCGCCACGACGCCGCGCUCGCGCGGAGAGCAGGGCUGCAUCAAAGGCACCGGUGCCCCGGGCUUCAAGGAGCUGUGCGAGUUCAACUGCCAGUACGACUACUGCCCGGUGUCCUCCUGUCUCUGCCAGGCCGUGGGGGCUCCGAGACCGAAGCCGGCCGAGCUGCAGAAGAGCGGCUACCCGGCCGCCGGCAGAAGCGAGAACUACUCCGGCCUCUGCUCGAACGCCUGCAACCUCGGGUUCUGCCCGCCCGCGUACUGCUCCCCCACCGUGCAGCCGCUGAUCGUGCCGACCGUCUCCGAGUUCCUCCCGCCGGCCUGCCAGAAGGGCGUGGCUCGCGCCGAGUAUCCGGGCCUCGGGGGCCUGUGUUCCUACGCAUGCAACUUUGGCUUCUGCCCCAUCCAUGUUUGUCAGUGUACCGUCCAAGGCGCGCUGACACGGCCGCCGCCCCAGAAGCCCGGCGUCACGGGAAAGCCGAGCGGGGGCGUCAACGACGAAAACCUGUGCAACUUCGCCUGCUCUCGCGGCUAUUGUCCCGACAACUGCGUGCUCGGCUCUUCUGAUCCUGCCCCGGACCCUGCGGACGAGUGUCGCCCAAGCGACAACACAUUCAAGGCCGAGACCAUGAGAACCGGCAGCCAUUAUCCCUGGUAUCUACUUGACGCCGAAUCCACAAGCGCCAAGGAAUACCAGUACAUCACGAUUGUCAACCUGACGCCCUACCGCUUCAAGUACCUCAAGGACAGCUCCAAUUUCCACCAGAUACGUGCCGACUUUGACGACAUCCCUCCCGGACAUGCCCGCCAGUGCGUCAUGGAAUAUGCCGUAUCGGGAGCCUCUAGGGUUGACGACAAGGGAGAGGCGUACUACGAGGUCGUAGGCACCGCCCGGCGGUUCAACAUCAAGGCGAGGACCCAUAUCCCACACCAGUAUCCGCGCCGCACCAUCGUCGAUCUCGACGGCUGGGGACUAGGCGCCAGGGAGUACGAGGACCCGGAUACGCAGGCGUCCGUCACCUUUGUGAUCACAGGCAGCGAGUCGUAUGGCUACCACCAUUCUAUGACCUGGGGUAGCUCGGACGACAACUGGAUGAGCUCGAUCCGUGACUCCAUAAAGGACAGGAAGCUGAAGCACGUGGUGAUGCCGGGCACGCAUGAUUCCGGCAUGAGCAAGAUUGGCAAAUACAAAUGGGGAGGAACCGAAGCCAACACUCGGACACAAGGCGGCGGUAUCUACACGCAGCUCCGAGCCGGCGCCCGAUAUUUCGACCUGAGGCCUGCGACGGUACCGGCGGACGGUGGGUUCCACCUCUUCCACGUCGUCGACUGGGACGCUCUUGUGGUACUUGGGGCCUCCGGCGUCACUCUCAACGAAGUGGUUGAUGACGUGAACAAGUUCACCUCUGAAAGUCCAGGAGAGGUCAUCAUCUUCUGGUUGGGCAACAUUGCGCAGUAUAUAGGGCCGUCGAAGGGCGGCCAUCCCAUCAACAAGGAGCAGACGAACGAGCUCUUCGCGAUGCUCGAGAAGAUCAACAACAGGUGCCCCGACCUCGGCAGCUCCCCCAAGUUCGGCGAUAGGAAGAUGGGGGAGUUCAUGUCCAAGAACAAUGGCCGGGGCUGCGUGCUCAUCAUGGUGGACCAUGUCGUAGCGGAGGGGGUCGCUGGGGACAAGACGACCGAGGGCAUCUAUCGAGCCCGUAACCACUUGGACUUCGACAACAACUGGGUGGAAGCGAGGUCGGUGGAGGAGGUGAUUGGAAAGCAGGUGGAGUAUUUCACGAAAACCAACCGGCGGCGCAUAAACGACAACACUGGAGAUGUCCUCACCAUCGCGCAGUUCCAGCUGACGCCCGAAUUGACUACCAGCGACAGGUACGGUCUGGAGGCCAUUGCCGUCCUCCCGACCAACCCGGCUUUGUACUAUGGUGCCGUGCCGGCCAUGACCCCGUACUAUUACCCGAGCGUCUUCAUGCAGGACUACUUCGGCGUCCGGCUUCCCAAGGCGCACGACUGGGACUCGCUUGGCGCCGAGGCGCGGGUGUUGGCCCUGGGCCUCAACCUGUACAUGGCGAGCGAGAACUGCGAAGUCAGCCCGGGGAGGAACCCUCUUUUUAAGAAGUCAUCGAAGCGGAGGCCGGCACCAUGGAAUGGCAUCAUUUUUGCCAACGGCACCGUCAUGAACACCCGGCCAGCACACUACGACCCUUGGCGCAACCCCGUGCUAAGGGCCGGGACGGUGUUCGGCAAUGGCACUGUGCUUACGAGGAACAUCACCAACCCGUUCCACUGA